AUGACUGAAGAAACGAGGUCACCGUGGGCCGUUAAACUUGGAUGGUUACUGACAUUUGCAUUGUACGUCGUACAAGCGUGUAUCCUUUUAAUCUUAGUGGAGAAACAUCACGAUAUAGGAGCGUUUGCGACCUGUAUUGUACUGUUCCUCUUGGUUGCUGUAGCUGUGGUUAUCUUCUUCAUAUUUCUUCGUAAACGGGAAUUGUGGUAUGCUAGCGAAGAUAAAGAUAUCCGCUUUGUGUGGGCUAUUUGGGGCAUAUAUAUCGUUGUUUUUACCAUCACGGUUGCUGUGAUAUUUUGUAAAGUUGCCGAGAAGCUCACAAAAGAUCAAGAUCUUGGUAUCAAUGCAUUGAAAGCCACGCUUUGUAUUGCUCCAGUAUUGUUAAUACUCUUGCUACAACUAAUGAUUUGUCCAUCCUAUCGAAAACCUCUCCUAUCCCUGUCCAUAUUCGCCGCGUUGAAUAUCUUCGACGGGAUUGAAAUGCUGGAAAUCGUCCUGAUGCACUACGAAGGACAUUUUGAAUUGAACACCGCGACAGAAAACUCCAUAAUUGCCUUCGCCUGUAUAUGUUUCCUUCUCUCACCGCUGGGUUUGAUUCGGAAUAAGUUUGAGGCAAAUGGAGUGGUAAAAGAAAGGGAAAAAACAUCGAUGAUUCUUGGUCCAAUAGAAAUAAUUGGGACGAACUUACCAUUUCUGAUCUUACGAGCUGUCGUUUGGGGUGUAUAUAAAUACGAAGCUUCUGUAUUUAUUGCAAAGAAUAUUGUCUCGUUAGUCGUUGGCUUUGUAGAGUUUUGCAUCCAUAAGAAAUACAUUAAAUGGGGCGAGGAAAACUAA
Molecule: messenger RNA, 834 nt
Organism: Paramuricea clavata
Lineage: Eukaryota; Metazoa; Cnidaria; Anthozoa; Malacalcyonacea; Plexauridae
Source: the annotation of a GenBank genome assembly